Linum trigynum is the source of this 726-nucleotide messenger RNA. NCBI's taxonomy places the organism in Eukaryota, Viridiplantae, Streptophyta, Magnoliopsida, Malpighiales, Linaceae. The record is from the annotation of a GenBank genome assembly.
CAUCAAAUUGUUGAUUGAUAACGAAGGAACAAGGAAAGAACAGGGUAAAACGGAUGUGGAAGGUGCAACUUCAACACCGAAUUCCUAGGAAGAGGCUCGAUCCAACGAAGGUGCAACUCGUCCACGAUUGAUGUGGUGAAUCAACUGAUACUGAGCUCACUCGUUGAUGGACUUGCAUCCUUCAGCUCCCACAAAAUUCUGAUGGAGGAUGAGGUUAAGCCUAUCAGACAGCCACAUCGGAGGUUACUCCGAACUUUGAGGCAAUGGUCCUGGACGAAAUCGUGAAGCUGAUGGAUGUCGGGAUCAUCUUUGCUAUAUCAUACAACAAGUGGGUCAGUCCCACUCAGGAAGAUGUCAUCCUAGAGCUCCAGCAGGCGUCGCCACUAGGGGUGGGGGAUUUCCGCCUCAAUGGCGUCACGGCAGAGGAGCUUCUCGAAGUAGGCCAGAUUAAAGCAGUAGUCUCCCCCAAUCAGUCCCUCCAACAUCCUAGGGAACGUCCCGUUAUAACCUCGGUGUAGCGGAGGCCUUGCAGGAAGGGGUUGUCCAAGUUGACCAUUUCCCUGCAAAAACAACCAACCAACACCUCGAAACCCGUUAGUACUAAUAUAAGUGCAGGAAAGAAAGCCAGAGGCAAUAUCCCCCCACACUUAAGCGCAAUCCAGAAUAUACUGCAGAACAAAAGUCUACAACAACGGGGCACUAUACCAAUAACUAACAUAUUCACAA